AUGAGAACUGUGGAAGGAGCCAGCAUCCAAACCUUCACUCCAUUUUAUUUUCUGGUGGAGCCAGUGGAUACGCUCUCAGUUAGAGGCUCCUCUGUUAUACUAAACUGUUCAGCAUAUUCUGAGCCUUCUCCAAAAAUUGAAUGGAAAAAAGAUGGAACUUUUUUAAACUUAGUAUCAGAUGAUCGACGUCAGCUUCUCCCAGAUGGGUCUUUAUCUAUUAGCAGUGUUGUGCAUUCCAAACAUAAUAAACCCGAUGAAGGUUAUUAUCAGUGUGUGGCCACUGUCGAGAGCCUUGGAACUAUUAUCAGCCGAACAGCCAAGCUCACAGUAGCAGGUCUUCCAAGAUUUACCAGCCAACCAGAACCUUCCUCAGUUUAUGCUGGGAAUAGUGCAAUUCUGAAUUGUGAAGUUAAUGCGGAUUUGGUCCCAUUUGUGAGGUGGGAACAGAACAGACAGCCCCUUCUACUGGAUGAUAGAAUUGUCAAACUUCCGAGUGGAACACUGGUUAUCAGCAACGUGACUGAAGGAGAUGGGGGACUUUAUCGCUGUGUAAUUGAAAGUGGUGGGCCACCAAAGUAUAGUGAUGAAGCUGAAUUGAAGGUUCUUCAAGAUCCCGAGGAGACUUCCAACUUGGUGUUUUUGAAGCAGCCUUCUUCCUUAGUGAGAGUGGUCGGUCAGAGCACAGUGCUGCCAUGUGUUGCUGCUGGGCUUCCCACCCCAGCCAUUAGAUGGGUGAAAAACGAGGAGGCGCUUGACACAGAGAGCUCUGAAAGAUUAGUAUUGCUGGCAGGUGGUAGCCUGGAGAUCAGUGAUGUCACUGAGGAUGAUGCUGGGACUUAUUUUUGUAUAGCUGAAAAUCAAAAUGAGACGAUUGAAGCUCAAGCCGAGCUGAUAGUGCAAGCUCCACCUGAAUUCCUGAAGCAACCUGCUAAUAUAUAUGCUCAUGAAUCUAUGGAUAUUAUAUUCGAAUGUGAAGUGACUGGGAAACCAACUCCAACUGUGAAGUGGGUCAAGAAUGGCGAUAUGGUUAUCCCAAGUGAUUAUUUUAAGAUUGUAAAGGAACAUAAUCUUCAAGUUUUGGGUCUGGUGAAAUCAGAUGAAGGGUUCUAUCAGUGCAUUGCUGAGAAUGAUGUCGGAAAUGCACAAGCUGGAGCCCAACUGAUAAUCCUUGAACAUGCACCAGCCACAACGGGACCAUUGCCUUCAGCUCCUCGGGAUGUGGUGGCUUCCCUGGUCUCUACUCGCUUCAUCAAGUUGACGUGGCGGACACCUGCAUCAGACCCUCACGGAGACAACCUUACCUACUCUGUGCUCUACACCAAGGAAGGAAUUGCCAGGGAACGUGUUGAGAAUACCAGUCGCCCAGGAGAAAUGCAAGUAACCAUUCAAAACCUGAUGCCAGCAACUGUGUACAUCUUUAGAGUUAUGGCUCAAAAUAAGCAUGGCUCCGGAGAGAGUUCAGCUCCGCUACGAGUAGAAACACAGCCUGAGGUUCAGCUCCCUGGCCCAGCACCUAAUAUUCGAGCAUAUGCAACUUCACCUACUUCAAUCACUGUCACAUGGGAAACACCAUUGUCUGGCAAUGGAGAAAUUCAAAAUUACAAAUUGUACUACAUGGAAAAAGGGACUGAUAAAGAACAGGAUGUUGAUGUUUCAAGUCACUCCUAUACCAUUAAUGGGUUGAAAAAGUAUACGGAGUAUAGUUUCCGAGUGGUGGCCUACAAUAAACACGGCCCUGGAGUCUCCACCCAAGAUGUUGCUGUUCAGACACUGUCAGAUGUUCCCAGUGCUGCUCCUCAGAAUCUGUCCUUAGAAGUGAGAAAUUCAAAGAGCAUUAUGAUUCACUGGCAGCCACCUCCUCCAGCCACACAAAAUGGUCAGAUAACCGGCUACAGGAUACGCUACAGAAAGGCCUCCCGAAAGAGUGAUGUCUUUGAAACCUUGGUAACUGGGGCACAGCUGUCUCACCUGGUUGAAGGUCUCGAUCGGGGGACUGAAUAUAAUUUCCGAGUGACUGCUCUAACAAUCAAUGGCACAGGCCCUGCAACUGACUGGCUGUCUGCUGAAACUUUCGAAAGUGACUUAGAUGAAACUCGUGUUCCUGAUGUGCCUAGCUCUCUUCACGUCCGCCCACUUGUCACCAGCAUCGUAGUAAGCUGGACUCCUCCAGAGAAUCAGAACAUCGUUGUCAGAGGUUAUGCCAUUGGUUACGGCAUUGGCAGCCCUCAUGCCCAGACCAUCAAAGUGGACUAUAAACAGCGCUAUUAUACCAUUGAAAAUCUGGAUCCCAGCUCUCACUAUGUGAUAACCUUGAAAGCGUUUAACAACGUGGGUGAAGGCAUCCCCCUGUACGAGAGUGCAGUGACCAGGCCUCACACAGUGCCAGAUCCCACUCCCAUGAUGCCACCAGUGGGAGUUCAGGCUUCCAUUCUGAGUCACGACACCAUACGGAUUACAUGGGCGGACAACUCGCUGCCCAAACACCAGAAAAUUACAGACUCCCGGUACUACACAGUCCGAUGGAAAACCAACAUCCCAGCAAACACCAAGUACAAGAGUGCAAAUGCAACAACUUUGAGUUAUUUGGUGACUGGUCUAAAACCAAAUACGCUCUAUGAAUUCUCUGUAAUGGUGACCAAAGGUCGAAGGUCAAGCACCUGGAGUAUGACAGCUCAUGGGACCACCUUUGAAUUAGUUCCUACUUCUCCACCCAAGGACGUGACAGUUGUGAGUAAAGAAGGAAAGCCCAGGACCAUAAUUGUGAAUUGGCAGCCUCCCUCAGAAGCCAACGGCAAAAUUACAGGUUACAUCAUAUAUUACAGCACGGAUGUGAAUGCAGAGAUACAUGACUGGGUUAUUGAGCCUGUUGUGGGGAACAGGCUGACUCACCAGAUACAAGAGCUAACACUUGACACACCGUACUACUUCAAAAUCCAAGCCCGGAACUCCAAGGGCAUGGGGCCCAUGUCUGAAGCCGUCCAAUUCAGAACACCUAAAGCCUCGGGGUCUGCAGGAAAAGGAAGCCGGCUACCAGACCUAGGACCUGACUACAAACCGCCAAUGAGUGGCAGCAAUAGUCCUCAUGGCAGUCCCACCUCUCCCCUGGACAGUAACAUGCUGCUGGUCAUCAUCGUUUCUGUUGGCGUCAUCACCAUCGUGGUGGUCGUGAUCAUUGCUGUGCUUUGCACCCGGCGUACCACUUCUCACCAAAAAAAGAAGCGAGCAGCCUGCAAGUCCGUGAAUGGUUCUCACAAGUACAAAGGCAAUUCCAAAGAUGUCAAACCCCCAGAUCUCUGGAUCCAUCAUGAGAGACUGGAGCUGAAACCAAUUGAUAAGUCUCCAGACCCAAACCCCAUCAUGACCGAUACUCCCAUUCCUCGCAACUCUCAAGAUAUCACCCCAGUUGACAAUUCCAUGGACAGCAAUAUUCAUCAAAGGCGAAACUCAUACAGAGGGCAUGAAUCAGAGGACAGCAUGUCUACGCUGGCUGGAAGGCGAGGAAUGAGACCAAAAAUGAUGAUGCCUUUUGACUCCCAGCCGCCCCAGCCUGUGAUUAGUGCCCAUCCCAUCCAUUCCCUCGAUAACCCUCACCAUCAUUUCCACUCCAGCAGCCUCGCUUCUCCAGCUCGCAGUCAUCUCUACCACCCGGGCAGCCCAUGGCCCAUUGGCACAUCCAUGUCCCUUUCAGACAGGGCCAAUUCCACAGAAUCGGUUCGAAAUACCCCCAGCACUGAUACCAUGCCAGCCUCCUCAUCACAGACGUGCUGUACUGAUCAUCAGGAUCCUGAAGGUGCUACCAACUCCUCUUACUUGGCCAGCUCCCAAGAGGAAGAUUCAGGCCAGAGCCUCCCCACGGCCCAUGUUCGCCCAUCCCACCCACUGAAGAGCUUCGCUGUGCCAGCAAUCCCACCUCCGGGACCUCCCACCUAUGAUCCUGCAUUGCCAAGCACACCGUUACUAUCCCAGCAAGCUCUGAACCAUCACAUUCACUCAGUGAAGACAGCUUCCAUCGGGACUUUAGGAAGGAGCCGGCCUCCUAUGCCAGUGGUUGUUCCCAGUGCCCCUGAAGUGCAGGAGACCACACGGAUGCUGGAAGACUCCGAGAGUAGCUAUGAACCAGAUGAGCUGACCAAAGAGAUGGCCCACCUGGAAGGACUAAUGAAGGACCUAAAUGCCAUCACGACAGCAUGACGACCUUCACCAGGACAUGACUCCAAACCAGAGUCUAGAAGUCUUGGGACUUAGCCUUGAAAACAAGGAAUUGUACAUUGUACGAGAGGACAGCACUUGAGGACAGAGUGAGCCAGCGGACCAGCCAGCGCCUCCAUGUGGGGCUGGCCCCAGGCAUGGCCACCUGCCUUCUUCUGGUCAGCCUGGAAGAAGCCUUCAUCGAGGCAGCUUCCCUUGGCCUGCUGAGACCCUGCAGGACUGGGCACCAUGGGCCAAAAUUUGUGUCCCGGGAAGAGGCAAGAAGUGCAACUUGCGCUUCACUCUGGUCAGGCCAUGUCUUCGUGCUGUGACUGCAUCAGCUUUAUGGAGUGUAGACAUUGGCAUUUAUGUACAAUUUUAUUUGUGUCUUAUUUUAUUUUAUCUUCACAAACAAAAACACUAUCCAAAACUAAGAAAGUCCAUGGUGUUCUCCACAAGUGGUUAACAUUUGACUGCUUGUUCCGAUUAUGUAAGGAAAGUCAUUGACGGUGUGGGUUGUUCCAGGGGUUGACUUGUUUUAUGGUUUUGUUUUUAUUUUUUAAUUCUGAGUCAUUGCAUCCUCUACCAACUGUUAGUCCAUCACUUUGAGGGGGAGGAAUGUUGCAUUGCUGUUUGUAAGGGUUUUUUUAUUAUUUUUUAUUAUAAUUAUUAAAGGCCUGACUCUCCUCUCAUCACUGUGAGAUUACAGAUCUAUUUGAAUUGAAUGAAAUGUAACAUUGAAAAGA
This is a messenger RNA of Otolemur garnettii (small-eared galago), 4934 nucleotides long. It is a transcript of the gene NEO1, whose product is annotated as neogenin 1. Gene Ontology annotation, biological process: cell-cell adhesion. The coding region runs from base 1 to 4191 and encodes 1396 amino acids. Gene Ontology annotation, molecular function: protein binding. Gene Ontology annotation, cellular component: membrane. NCBI's taxonomy places the organism in Eukaryota, Metazoa, Chordata, Mammalia, Primates, Galagidae. The transcript is spliced from 28 exons. The record is from RefSeq and is a predicted model, not a curated record.